This is a messenger RNA of Pseudovirgaria hyperparasitica, 507 nucleotides long. RefSeq lists its product as uncharacterized. NCBI's taxonomy places the organism in Eukaryota, Fungi, Ascomycota, Dothideomycetes, Acrospermales, Acrospermaceae. The coding region runs from base 1 to 507 and encodes 168 amino acids. The transcript has 2 exons. The record is from RefSeq and is a predicted model, not a curated record.
AUGACAGGAUGUCUGACAGGGUUUCAGAUUGGGAGGGUAUGGGACGAGGCUUGUGAUAGAGGGUUUGGAGACUGUCCGGCAGACCGGCGAAGCUGUCGAGACGGAGAGGGCAGUAACGGCGCGGACGGAUGCGAUGCAGGUGGGAUCGCUAUUGUGGUGGCGGACGAAGGUGAUAGGACGGAGACGGGAGUGACAGGCUGUGGUGCGGGAGGGUGUGCAGUGCAGGCCUUAAGGUGUCAAGGUGUCAAGAGUAGGAAACAGUCAGAGACAACACUUUGUGCGAAGUGUGUGUGUGUAUUGUUGUUGCUCCUGACUCCUGCUCCCCCACCAUCAUCCACACCCAUCUGCACGUUACACGAACAGCUUCAACAUGAAUAUGUACCGUCCAAUGUAGUGAUAGCCGCUACCUUCGAAUGUUGCUGCAUGAAAGAAUUCACAUCGUGGCGCAUCGUCUACCGGACUAUCAUCCUAUAUCUUUGCAUUUCUCGUCUACUACCCACUCAGUAG